Myripristis murdjan (pinecone soldierfish) is the source of this 3174-nucleotide messenger RNA. It is a transcript of the gene tmem266, whose product is annotated as transmembrane protein 266. The record is from RefSeq and is a predicted model, not a curated record. The transcript has 11 exons. Lineage: Eukaryota; Metazoa; Chordata; Actinopteri; Holocentriformes; Holocentridae. Gene Ontology annotation, molecular function: voltage-gated channel activity. Bases 432 to 2072 code for a protein of 546 amino acids. Gene Ontology annotation, cellular component: plasma membrane; dendrite.
GUGUGAUUGUGGGGGAAGCCCUGUGAGCAUUAUGCCUCUUUUCAAAGAUGUCGUUAUCUUCCUGAUUCAGUGACAGGCAGAGCAUCUUGCUGAAGGAUGGUGCUUUCAGUCCGGAGUAGGUGUUUUCGUUGUGCGCUGUAUUCCAAGAUGCAAUACGGGUGCUUGGCCAAUACAGAUUUAAGGAGAAUCGCAGCCUACACACAGCAAGAGCUGAGCUUCCCUCACACUGAUCAUCAUCAUCAUCGGCGAGGGAGAUAUUAACCAUCAUCACUGCGAGGGCAAAGGAGUCACGACCAUACUUUACACAAUGUAGAGCAAACGAAAAUGUCUCCCUAGGUGUGGUAGGAGCCAGGUCUCUGCAGUGGUGAGAUUACAAUUCACAAUUGGGGUCAUUUGGUGUGGACGUCUAUUCACAGCAACAAGACAGCGACAUGAGCAACCCCCAGGCCCCUCCCCAAGCUGGAGCCUCAGAGCUGGAGGUAAUCUCCCAACAGGUGGAGGAGGACAACCAGUGUGUAGCCCCUGUCCAGCUGGUCAGCUUCGCCUACAGAGAUUUGCCUCUGGCUGCCCUGGACAUCUCCUUAGCUGGAUCGCAGCUCAUCUCUAACCCGGACGAAGAAGACAACAGAGAAGGGUCGAACUGGCUGAAGCCGUGCUGCGGGAGAAGGGCUGCGCUGUGGCAGGUGUGUCUGCUGUCGGCAGGCUUCAACUGCUUCCUGGUGGCCUGUGUCAUUCUGGUGGUGCUGCUGCUGACGCUGGAGCUGCUGAUAGACACCAAGCUGUUGCAGUUUAACAAUGCAUUCCAGUUUGCAAGCAUCAUCCACUGGAUCAGCCUGGCCAUUCUCUCUGUGUUCUUCACCGAGACGGUGUUCAGGAUUGUGGUGUUGGGGAUAUGGGAUUACAUAGAGAACAAAGUAGAGGUGUUUGAUGGAGCUGUCAUCGUCCUCUCUCUGGCCCCCAUGGUGGCCUCCACAGUUGCCAACGGCCCCAGUAGCCCCUGGGAUGCCAUCGGCCUCAUCAUCACACUGCGCAUCUGGAGGGUCAAGAGGAUCAUCGAUGCCUACGUGCUGCAAGUGAAGGUGGAGAUGGAGCUGGAGAUCCAACAAUAUGAGAAGGCCAAAGCAGUGAGGGAGGAGCAGCUUGACCGUCUCACCCAGAUCUGCCAGGAACAGGCAUUUGAAAUCAGGCAACUGAGGGCCCACCUAGCCCAACAGGACCUGGAUCUAGUGGCAGAGCGAGAGGCAGCCAUGCAGAUCCACCAUAUGUGGGGUAAACAGAGCAGCGGCUUCCAAGAGGUGGACGGAUUGGCCCCUGGAGCCAGCGAGCAUCACGGGCCGGCUAAAGCAAGAGAGCCCGGGGGGCCUGCAGAUCACCUUGUUCAAGAUGACAUGAACAACUACAUCAGCCAGUAUUACAGUGAGCCAAGCAGCGAUAUUGGGAUCCCAGACCCAGCUGCACGUGUCAUCACCACAGCAGCCAUAGACGUGCACCUGCCUAACAACCCCAGCCAGCUUCCCUCUUCUUUGGUGAGUGCCGAUGCAGUGCCAUCCAGCCGUUUGCAGCGGACUGGCAGCUCUGUCAGCGAAGCCUCCACCACCACAGUGUCCCGCUCCAGCUUCAGUGCCCACCAGCACAGCAUCAGUAGCCACACGCUGGGCUCCACCACAGACUGCAGCUCUACGGUGCGUGAGGCUUCCACCUCCACAGACUACAGUGGCCAGCGCUGCUACCCUCCACCCUACAGCAGCCCUCUGGCCCUGGGCACACAGCCACGAGGAAAUCCCAGUGCUGUGGUGCAGGAGCUGCUCUCCUCUCUGUCUGAGGACUCGUGUCUCACCCAAAAGGGUCUGGACCCUGUCAACCUCAAACUGCCCAGCCCUGCAGGCUCCACCAAAACCAGCCCUGAGCUGGAGCACAGGGUCAACAUCUACAACAAGAGGAACCAGGAGAGCCGAGUUGGGCUUCACACCAAGCCUGUUAUUCAUUUGCAGAGCAGUGAGCCUAUUCUAGAGGAAAAAUACAGAAUGAUGGAGCCAGUGGACGCCCCAGUUGGCCGUCUGUCAGAGACAUAAGACAGCACCUGGCAUGAGGGCAUCGCAGGACUCACUCUUCAGAUCAAUUGCAAAAACACACGCUUGACUAAGCCCCCCAGUCUUGGGGGUCAUGGCACACAUACUGUAUGUCUGUCCUCCUCUUCAUACUGUUAGUGUGAGUAUGCUGGAACUGAGACUGGUUUCCUUACCAGAGCAGCACAAAUGAAGGGCAUGGAGGACAGAAAAGGCAGACUUAUGAUCAGGCACUAAGUAUAUCAGGAAUUGACACUUAAAAAAAAAAAAAAAAAAAAACUUAUGAAAACUUUACCAAAAGAAACCAGCAUUGGGACUCUUCCCCAAAAAUUUCAGACAACUGGUCUGUGCAGAAAAUCUGGCUUUGAUGUGUUAAAUUGUGAUAUUACUUGGAGGACGUGAAACCGGGGAGGGGGCGGUGCUGGGGGCUUUGUUCCUCCAAUACUUUGUAGGAAAUGGAGAUGCUAGACUGAUGAGAUCACUCGAGGGACAUCCCAAUAUGUUAGGCUUGUAUUAAUGGUAUGAUAACUGUUCAUGUUUUGGUAGUCAGUCUAGUGUCUCCAGCCUCACAAAGAUCAGUCCUUUUUGACAGGACUGCUGCAGGGUAAAUUUGAUCUGCGUUCAGAUGUUGAGCAGUGAUCUCAACUUCUUUCUUAUCUUUGUCUUUCUAUAUUAGCAAUGUUAACAUUUGUAUUUAAAUUCUAUGAGUGGAAAAAGUUCGGCAAACGUGGAAGAUUUCAAGUGAUUCAUAAAGUUUUUAACCGGGUGCCAUGGAUGAAGUCUGACCAAACCCAACUGAGUCGUGUUUACAGAGUCUUUGCAAAAUACAGCAUGUCCUAUACAUGCCUAAUUGAUAUAAAAACUGGUAUCUACCUGCACAUGAUAGAUUUCAAAACAUUCAGGUCUAAAAUAUUAUUACAUUUUCUUGACAUUACUGUUUGAAAGCUAUGUAAAUAUUUCAGGAUGGGUUUGAUCAUCACAUCACAGCCAAAUAAAGAGAGGGAUUUACAGUGGACCUAUUAUAAAUUGUCACUCAGAAAGAAAAGUAUUAUAGCAUGAACCUUCAAGAUUUGCCUCUUAAAUAUUGCAAUCUAAUCCUGUUCAUGUC